Talaromyces proteolyticus is the source of this 1285-nucleotide messenger RNA. RefSeq names its product putative inositol phospholipid biosynthesis protein Scs3. NCBI's taxonomy places the organism in Eukaryota, Fungi, Ascomycota, Eurotiomycetes, Eurotiales, Trichocomaceae. The record is from RefSeq and is a predicted model, not a curated record. Gene Ontology annotation, biological process: phospholipid biosynthetic process; lipid droplet organization; lipid storage. Gene Ontology annotation, cellular component: endoplasmic reticulum membrane. The coding region runs from base 82 to 1059 and encodes 325 amino acids. The transcript is spliced from 2 exons.
GCUUGAUUUUCCACCCAACCCUUUACAACCAUCCUCUCACAUACCGCUCACUGUUCGCUGAGCGCUCCUCUGAGAGCCACCAUGGCGACAGCGACGACCCCCCUGCGCAGCACCUCACCACCACAAUUCAAGGGAAGCCGCCGACCACGCCUGCCUCCAGCACUCGCUCUAAUCAUAUACCCCAUCACCCUCGUUGUCGGCUCAAUCUACUCCGUCGUCUCUCCCACCGCGCGACACCCUCGAACCUUCGAAACCGCCAGCCCUCUGACCCCAUCCCUCGCCUCCGACCUCAACCUCUCCACCGAACCGCAUCCCAGCCCCGUCAACUAUUUCGCGCGAAAAAACAACAUAUUCAACCUCUACUUCGUCAAGAUCGGCUGGGUGUGGAUAACCGUUACCUUUCUGGCUUUACUCCUCACGCAACCGACAUAUACAAAAGCGCCGUCGGGACUGCGCAGCAAGAGGACGGCGCACGCGCUGGUCCGGUAUUCAAUUGUCACCGCAGCGUGGUUUUUGACGACACAAUGGUUCUUUGGCCCCGCCGUUAUCGACCGCACAUUCGUGCUGACGGGCGGGAAAUGUGAUAAUCUGCCACCAGUUCGCGCGAGUCCGGAUACAUGGGAAGAAUUAAAGGUUAUUCUUACGGCCGCGGCGUGUAAAGCCGCCGGUGGAGCGUGGAAGGGUGGGCAUGAUGUGAGCGGGCAUGUCUUUAUGCUUGUUCUAGGGAGUGCCUUUCUGGUUUUCGAGGCAGUGGGUGCGUCGCGGUGUUAUCUUGGUGCAGCAGCAGGCGCGGAUGGGAAGGCGAAGGACGAUGAGGGUGAGGAACAGACUACGAUAGACGAUACCACCAUCAACCCGCUUCCGGCGCUGGCGUUGAGGUUUGCGUGGGUUGUUGCCGGGUUGAGUUGGUGGAUGCUCUUCAUGACUGCGAUUUUUUUUCAUACGUGGUUAGAAAAGCUGUCGGGAUUGGUGAUUUCUCUCGCAGUUAUUUACGUCACAUAUCUACUUCCUCAGAGCUUAUUGCCGUGGCGAAAUAUAGUCGGAAUUCCGGGGUUGUGAAUUUGUGAUUCUGGUGUUUAUAGCAUACAUUGCAUUAGAGCAGAGACUACGUUGAGGCAUCGAUUAAUGGCUUAGUAUAAUUCUUUUUUAAUGUGAACAUUAGAGCGUCUUGUUUAUGUACAUACAACAUUAUAGUUUGAUUCGGCAUCGCACGAGAUAUGCUGAUAUUACUGCUUUAUUUUGCUUAUCAUCGGAUAAUAUACACGAAAUACACGUCUUACUAAAC